Molecule: messenger RNA, 1525 nt
Organism: Brachypodium distachyon (stiff brome)
Lineage: Eukaryota; Viridiplantae; Streptophyta; Magnoliopsida; Poales; Poaceae
Product: calcium uniporter protein 6, mitochondrial
Exons: 2
Coding region: 166-1062 (298 amino acids)
Biological process (GO): calcium import into the mitochondrion; mitochondrial calcium ion homeostasis
Cellular component (GO): mitochondrial inner membrane; uniplex complex
Molecular function (GO): calcium channel activity; uniporter activity
Source: RefSeq, a predicted model, not a curated record
UCCUUCUCCCUGCCGUUCCCUCUUCUUCCCUUUCCCGGCUUUCCUCUCCUCUCCGCCAUACUUCCCGCUCCCCUCCCACCUCCGCUUUGACCGCCUCCCCCCAUAUCUCCCUCCGCCUCUCUCUCCCUCCCUCCCUACCACCCGCACGAACACACGCGCAGAACGAUGUCAAUGUGGCGCUUCUCCCGCUCCGUCCUCCGCGCCGCAACCGCGGCCGCCUCGGCCCCCGCGUCGCCGUGCGGGCGAUCCGCCGCGCGCCGGCUGUACCCGCCCCCCGCCCUGCAGCGAUUUCGCUACGCGUCGCAGCCGGCGGCGGAGGCGGCCCUGGGGAAGGACCCGGAAGCGGAGGUGACGGCGGAGGAGGCGAGGCGGCUGAUGCGGCUGGCGAACGUGGAGGCGCUGAAGCGGCGGCUCGGGGACGGCGAGGUGAUCCAGUACGCGGAGCUGCUGCGCGCUUGCGAGGACACUGGAGCUGCCCGGACGCGCGCCGAGGCCACCGCGCUCGCUGGCGCGCUCGACGAGGCCGGGGUCGUGCUCCUCUUCCGCGACAAGGUCUACCUCCAACCUGACAAGAUUGUGGAUCUUGUAAGAAAAGCUAUGCCCCUUGCACUGACACCCGAGGAUGAUCCCAGAAAGGAAGAGCUCAAGCAGCUCCAGACAAAGUUGGAAGAUAUCAACAAGCUCGCACACAAGCAAGUCCGACGUAUCCUCUGGUCUGGACUAGGGUUCUUGAUCACACAGGUUGGGCUCUUCUUCAGGCUCACCUUCUGGGAGUUCUCAUGGGACGUCAUGGAGCCCAUCACAUUCUUCACAACUACGACAGGACUGGUUGUAGGGUACGCAUACUUCCUCAUCACAUCAAGGGACCCGACAUACCGAGACUUCAUGGAGAGGCUGUUCCAGUCUCGGCAGAGGAAGUUGAUCCAGAGGCAGAACUUCAACCUGGAGAGGUACCUGGAACUCCAGAGGUGCUGCAAAGAUCCUUUGGAGAAGAUGUGGGGCACAAGCCAUUUUUCGAGUACUGACAUUGCUCAUCUCCACGAGUUGUCCGUUCAGAAAUGACAGCCUCCCUUCGCUCUAAACACUAAUCUACAGUGCUCUUAUUCAUCUUUGAUUCUUUUGGGGUAAUGAUAAAAAUAUAUUAACAAAGCUGAUUUUUCUUGCACUUGUCAGGUAGACCUAUUUCUUCGGAACCUUUUCAUGGUCUUCUCCUACGCAAGUGUCUAGGCCAGUAACUCAGUGUAACUAUACUCUUUUUUGUAUAAUUCUGAAGCACAAGCAGCUGAUGCUUGGAACUUGCCAAGAGCUGUAUAACGCGGCAGCUGCUGCUAAUCAACAGUGUUAUGUGAUCCAGUUGUUUUUAGUACUUCUGACUGAUACCUGAUCUCUUGGGCCUGAGUAAUUUUCUUUGUUGAUGCCUUGAUGGCAUAUCUGAAAGAGUAGUAUUUUCUCUUGGUAAACUUUUAGUGUUUAUUUCAGUGUUGACUUGAAUACCAAGACUUUACCAAGGUAUACCAUUCUCCAA